UGCAGUUCAGGUCACUCCACAUCUCCAAAGAGUGAAUGAUCUGGAGGAGGGGGAUGUCAAAUUGAAUCAAACAAUAGUUUCUUGUUAUAUUUAAUCCGGUCUGGAUAAUUUUUCACAACGUUGAGCGUGACAAGCACCACAGUGGAGGAAAAGUAGGGGAUAGGAAUGAGGUAUUUCCUAUUCAACUAGCAAGCUAGCUAACGUUAGCUGUAGGCUCACAUAGCCAGUAGCAUCAGCACUGUUCAUAAUAACAAAACACAGGAAAAUGUACUUUCUCUACACAAUUAUCGCGUCUUUAGCCGUCUUCUUCAUUUUGAAAUGGUUGAAAAAGAGGAGAUAUUGCACCGACCUAAAAAGACUUCAUGGCAAAACAAUUCUCAUUACAGGUGGGAAUUCUGGCAUUGGCAAGGAGACAGCUAUUGCCUUGGCAAUGAGAGGUGCUCGGGUCAUCAUCGCCUGCAGAGACCCAGAGAAGGCUGACAAGGCUGUGAGGGAAAUCAAGUUUAAGAGUCACAGCCUUAACGUCCUUCACAUGGAACUGGAUCUGGCCAACCUGCGCUCUGUGAGGGAGUUCUGUAAGAGCUUCCUGCAGAAAGAGAAGAGGCUUCACAUCCUGGUCAAUAAUGCAGGCAUGCCCGGUGUCCUCGACUGGACCGACGACAACUUCAGCAUGUGUUUUGGUGUCAACCACUUGGGUCACUUCCUCCUAACCAACCUGCUUCUGCCUCGCCUGAAGGAAUGCGCCCCCAGCCGGGUGAUCACCCUCACAUGCUCCAGCUACAAAUACCAGAAACUGAACUUCCAGGACCUCAACUACAACCAGCUGCCCUUUUUCACCUACUGCCGCAGCAAGCUGGCAAACAUUUACUUCAGUCAGGAAGUGGCCCGCAUCACUGAAGGGAAAGGAGUGACCUCCUAUGCUGUGCACCCCGGUUUCGUCCAAAGUGGCUGGACAUGCCACUACUCCAUCCUGUUCCGGAUGCUGGUGCAGGUGAUCAUGUGGAUGUUUUUCGUGCCGUGUGAGAUCGGAGCACAGACUGUCAUCUACUGUGCUGUGUCAGAUGAAGCAGCCAAACACAGCGGGGGUUACUUCGUCGACUGCAGACCGGCUACUCUGCGUCCUUUUGCAAGAGACACUGCUGUGGCAAAAAAACUGUGGGAGGCCAGUGAGAGACUGGUGAACCUGGCCUGAUGGCGGAAGCUGGGGGACUGAUACUGAGAGAUAUUUAUGUUCACACACUACUUUUUAUUUAUUUUUUCCAUUGAUAUGUUUGUGUACAAUGCUAUUCUGUGUUCAGGGACGUUUAUGAGUUAUUUCAUAAAUAAACAGUUCACCCUC
This is a messenger RNA of Eleginops maclovinus (Patagonian blennie), 1339 nucleotides long. RefSeq lists its product as uncharacterized. The record is from RefSeq and is a predicted model, not a curated record. Bases 266 to 1192 code for a protein of 308 amino acids. NCBI's taxonomy places the organism in Eukaryota, Metazoa, Chordata, Actinopteri, Perciformes, Eleginopidae. The transcript has 4 exons.